Molecule: messenger RNA, 1033 nt
Organism: Manis pentadactyla (Chinese pangolin)
Lineage: Eukaryota; Metazoa; Chordata; Mammalia; Pholidota; Manidae
Product: nuclear envelope pore membrane protein POM 121-like
Exons: 6
Coding region: 110-493 (127 amino acids)
Source: RefSeq, a predicted model, not a curated record
CACGUGACUUGUGUUUGGCUUUUAGCUCUGGAAGAGGCGUCCCAGUGCCUCACCCUUCUACAGCCCAGCCUCCUCCCGCUCACAGACACCAGAAAGUCCAGAAAAGAAAAUGAGAGAAGAGGACGGUCCUCAGGGAUCUGGCUCUUCCGCUCCGCCGGUAAACAAGGAGUCCCAGGGAGAACAGAAUACAACCACAUGUAGGGAGCAGAACUCCUGGGAUUCUCCAGCAACACCCAGCAGCUCCCAGCCAUGCAGAUGCAAGUUUCCCCUGGUGCCCUCCAGGCGAGGGAUCCCACUGAUCUUGCCUCCAGCUCCCUGGAUCAGCCGCUCGAUCAUGCUCAAAGAGUAUUUCCAGGAGAAGCAAGCUCAGUCACAGUGGCUGAAGAGGAUCUUCGAGGAUAAGACUGCCACCACCUCGGACUUUGAAGCUAUGACCCAGACCACCAGCAGCAGUGUCAGCACAACCUCAUCACAAUUCACAUCCGUGUUGUAAGCAGGCCCCGGUAGGAGCGGGGAUAUUGGGAUGAGCGUGUCAGCCCCCCACAGCAGCUCCACCACUGGGGCAUUCGACUUUGUGGCAGCACGGAGUGCGAGAACUGGUGGCAUGGCCCAUUUCUGGGGAUGCUUGAGUCAGAACUCCCUUGGUGCAACUGGCCACAGCACACUGUUUGGCUUCUACGUGGCCAGCACAGCUCAGAACACGUCUGUGCUUGCAGCCAUCACCUCGGGCUUUGGAGCCGUGACCCUGACCACCGGCUGCAGGACCAAUACAUCAGUGUUUGGCAACACCAUCUCAUCGCCCUUCACAUCCAGGGUGUCAGCAGGCCCCACUGGCAGUGGGGGCUUUGGGAGGAGCAUGGCUGCCCCCAACUGCAGCUCCACCAGUGGGGCAUUCGGUGCUGGGUCAGGUCGGAGUGGGAGAACUGGUCUCAAGAACCCUUUCUGGGGAGCGUUGAAUCCAAACUCCCUGGCUGCAGCUGGCCAGAGCACACCCUCUACCUUCCACCUGGCCAGCACACCUCAGGACACGUCC